UUACCCUCAUGCCCGCUCAGACCUCGACUGCCCAAUGAAGUGAGUGACUCGGCCUGUCACCGGGGUGUCUGACGUCCCACAGACCAAUGGUGGUUUUCUCCACGCUAGUCUGACCAAUGAGCUUUUUCUCGGCCUAGAAGGGCGCAGGGACAUCGAGGUAAACCAGUACGAGCGCUUGAGUCCCGAGGAAGUCAGUCACGGAGUCACCGUGAGAAACAACAUCCGCAAAAUGCCGAAUAAAGCUAAAAAAGAAAAGGAACCAACCAAAUCCGCAAAAGGCACCACGAAAAACAGUAAUGUCAGCGGUGGGAAGGACGCCGGAAAUGAAAACGCAGAGGAGGCGCAGCAACAGCAGACGGCGAACAAGCGUCCGAGCAACAGCACCCCCCCGCCCACGCAGCUGCACAAGAUCAAGUACUCGGGCGCUCCGCAGAUCCUCAAGAAGGAACGACGCCACAGCUCGUCCCGCUUCAACCUCAGCAGGAACCGCGAGCUGCAGAAACUACCCGCCCUCAAAGAUGCUCCCCCUGUUGAGCGGGAGGAGUUGUUUGUGCAGAAGCUGCGUCAGUGCUGCGUGCUCUUUGACUUCGUGAGCGACCCGCUCAGCGACCUCAAGUUCAAGGAGGUCAAACGCGCCGGCCUCAACGAGAUGGUGGAAUACAUCACACACAACAGAGACGUCGUCACCGAGAGUAUCUACCCAGAGGGAGUCAUCAUGUUCUCAGUGAACCUGUUCCGCACGCUGCCCCCCUCGUCCAACCCCACGGGGGCGGAGUUUGACCCUGAGGAGGACGAACCCACGCUGGAAGCCGCCUGGCCUCACCUACAGCUGGUGUAUGAGUUUUUCCUGAGGUUUUUGGAGUCUCCUGAUUUCCAACCGAAUGUCGCCAAAAAAUACAUCGACCAAAAGUUUGUCCUGUCUCUGCUGGAGUUGUUUGACAGUGAGGAUCCUCGUGAGCGGGACUUCCUGAAGACCAUCCUGCACCGCAUCUACGGCAAAUUCCUCGGCCUCCGCGCCUACAUCCGCCGCCAGAUCAACAACAUCUUCUACAGGUUUAUCUACGAGACAGAGCAUCACAACGGCAUUGCAGAACUCUUAGAAAUAUUAGGAAGCAUCAUAAACGGCUUCGCUCUGCCUCUGAAGGAGGAGCACAAGAUGUUUCUCAUUCGGGUUCUGCUGCCACUGCACAAAGUCAAGUCUCUGAGCGUCUACCACCCACAGCUGGCGUAUUGUGUUGUGCAGUUCUUGGAGAAGGACAGCAGCCUCACUGAGCCGGUGAUCAUGGGCCUGCUGAAGUUCUGGCCCAAGACGCACAGUCCGAAGGAGGUGAUGUUCCUGAACGAGCUGGAGGAGAUCCUGGACGUCAUCGAGCCCUCCGAGUUCAUCAAGGUCAUGGAGCCGCUCUUCAGCCAGCUGGCCAAGUGUGUGUCCAGCCCCCACUUCCAGGUGGCAGAGCGAGCCCUCUACUACUGGAAUAAUGAAUACAUAAUGAGUCUCAUCAGUGACAACGCUGCCAAGAUCCUCCCCAUCAUGUUCCCUGCGCUCUACAAGAACUCCAAAAGCCACUGGAACAAGACGAUCCACGGUCUCAUCUAUAAUGCCCUGAAGCUCUUCAUGGAGAUGAACCAGAAGCUGUUUGAUGACUGUACCCAGCAGUACAAGGCAGAGAAACAGAAAGAGAAGUACAAGCUAAAGGAACGAGAGGAAGUCUGGCACAAGAUUGAGGAUUUGGCAAAACAGAAUCCAAACAUGCCGUUAGUCUGCCCUGAACAGAGGCCUGGCCACCCUGAUGAGUUCAUGAUGUGUGGUGAUGCCGGGGUGCCGCUGUACUCCAUGGAAACGGAGACCCCGACAGCAGAGGACAUUCAGCUGCUAAAGAAGACUGUGGAGACUGAAGCUACGCCGGGUCUGAAGGAGCUGAGGGUGGAGAAGGUUUUGAUGAGGAGGAAGUCGGAGCUGCCGCAGGACGUUUACACCAUCAAGGCGCUGGAGGCUCACAAGCGAGCCGAGGAGUUCCUGACGGCCAAUCAGGAGGCCCUCUGACCGCCCUCCCAGCCAAUCACCAGCCUCUCUGACCGCCCCGCCCGAUCCGGCUCUGACUGGCCCGGGUCAGUCCUGAGAUGCGGCCCACACUCGGCCCACAUGCGGCACACACGCGGCUGCUAUCUGGUGUGUGUGUCGCUCCCUCUCCCUCUGACUGGAUCAUCCGGCACCUGCUGUUUCUUCUUCCUUUAGUGUCUCUCCCUCUCUCUCUCUCUCUCUCUCUCUCUCUCUCCCUCUCUCUCUCUCUCUCUCUCUCCCUCUCUCUCUCUCUCUCUCUCUCUCUCUCUCUCUCUCUCUCUCUCUCCCUCUCUCUUUUUACUGCCCCACCCCCCCCCUCCAAACACACCCAGAGGACCACCGCUCCAAACAAACACACACACAGAUCCACACACGUGGCCCCAGGCCCAGCUGUCUGUGUGUGUGUGUGUGUGUGUGUGUGUGUGCAGUGAGCAGUAGGGUUGUAGCUGCAGUCAUGUGAGGAGGGCUUGUGUCUGUUUGUUCGUUUGUUUGUUUGUUUGUUUAUCUCGUGUGUAGUUGUUUGUUUGCAUUUAUUUUCCCAAUGCUGCUCUGUCUGUCCGUAAGCUUCAUCUCAGCAGUGCCCCCCCACCCAGUGUGUGUGCUGCCGUGUGUGUGUGUAGAGUGUGUGUGUAGAGUGUGUGUGCUGGCGUGUGUGUGUGUGUAGAGUGUGUGUGCUGGCGUGUGUGUGUGUAGAGUGUGUGUGUAGUGUGUGUGCUGGCGUGUGUGUGUAGAGUGUGUGUGCUGGCGUGUGUGUGUGUGUAGAGUGUGUGUGCUGGCGUGUGUGUGUGUGUGUAGAGUGUGUGUGCUGGCGUGUGUGUGUGUAGAGUGUGUGUGUAGUGUGUGUGCUGGCGUGUGUGUGUAGAGUGUGUGUGCUGGCGUGUGUGUGUAGAGUGUGUGUGCUGGCGUGUGUGUGUGUGUGUAGAGUGUGUGUGUGUAGAGUGUGUGUGCUGGCGUGUGUGUGUGUGUAGAGUGUGUGUGUGCUGACGUGUGUGUGUGUGUAGAGUGUGUGUGCUGGCGUGUGUGUGUGUGUAGAGUGUGUGUGUAGGAGUGUGUGUGUAGAGUGUGUGUGUAGAGUGUGUGUGCUGGCGUGUGUGUGUGUAGAGUGUGUGUGUAGUGUGUGUGCUGGCGUGUGUGUGUGUGUGUAGAGUGUGUGUGUAGAGUGUGUGUGUAGAGUGUGUGUGCUGGCGUGUGUGUGUAGAGUGUGUGUGCUGGCGUGUGUGUGCUGGCGUGUGUGUGUGUGUGGAGUGUGUGUAGAGUGUGUGUGCUGGCGUGUGUGUGUAGAGUGUGUGUGCUGGCGUGUGUGUGUGUGUGUGUGUGUGUGUGUGUGUGUAGAGUGUGUGUGUGUGUGUGUGUAGAGUGUGUGUGUAGAGUGUGUGUGUAGAGUGUGUGUGCUGGCGUGUGUGUGUGUGUGUGUGUGUGUGUGUAGAGUGUGUGUGUGUGUGUGUAGAGUGUGUGUGUGUGUGUGUGUGUAGAGUGUGUGUGCUGGCGUGUGUGUGUCCAGAGAAUGUCCUGCACUGCGUCCUGCUGGCUGGCCACCGGGUGGCGCCAAUGUACCCACUGGACACACACACACACACACACACACACACACACACACACACACACACACACACACACACGACCCAGAGCCAGAGCUAACACACAGCUCUCAUGCGGUCAUGCCAUUCUUCAUUACACUAGAGUGCAGUGUGUGUGUGUGUGUGUGUGUGUGUGUGUGUGUGGUAGCUCCUUCUCUGUCUCUAUCUGAAGCGCUAAGUCUGCAAACCCAUUUAUGACACACUCCUUCUAUGCUUCACAGUACUGUGUGUGUGUGUGUGUGUGUGUGUGCGUUUGUGUGCGCGUGUGCGUGCGUGUGUGUGUGUGUGUGUGUGUGUCAUCAGCAAAAUGAGCCCUGGUUCCAGCCGCACGUGCACAUGGCACUACCCAGGCUUCCUGAUCCAUGCUGGUGUGUGUGUGUGUGUGUGUGUGUGUCUGCUUUUUGCUCUGGCAGCAAAUCAUGUUGCGUUUCACAAUUCAAGUGUGUAUGUAUGUAUGUAUGUAUGUGUGUGUUUACAUGUGUAUGUAUGUCUAAGUGAGAAUAGAGAUUUUUUUUCCCUUUCCAUGGUUUUAUUGUAGUUGCCAUGGCUACAGCCUCGUCGGUGGCACAGCACAACGCAGGUGAAAUAUCCGUCAAUCAAAAGCACCAUGUUUCAGAACUCCGGUUAGCACCGUGUGUGUGUGUGUGUGUGUGUGUGUGUGCAUGUGUGUGAAUGCUAAAGCAGUUGAACACAACAGCAGGUGGGCGGCAGGUCAUGAGGGGGCGGGGCUAUCAUGAGGAGGCGGGGCUAUCCUGGCCGGCCCUCAGAAUGUUGUUUUAAGGCGGAGCCUGCGACCCUCAGAGUUCCCAUGUGACUCUUGUAGACUCCGCCCCUCCAGUCAGCUGACACCCUCUAUGCUGAACACCACCAGCUCCCCCUCUCUCUCUCCCUCCCCCUCUCUCCCUCUCUCUCUCUCCCUCUCUCUCCCUCCCCCUCUCUCUCUCCUUCCCUCUCCCUCUCUCUCUCUCCCUCUCUCUCCCUCCUCUGACAGCAUGCUGGACUUUGUGUGACCAAAGCAGCUCGCUGAGUUCUUCUGAGUUCUCUUUUGUUUAUUUGUUUCCAUGGUUUCCGUGCUCUCCUCGUUCUCUCCCACACUCCUGCUAUUCCCAUAUGCCUCUGACAUUCCGCUUUGACAUUCCAGAACCUUCCAAAGGCUUCCUGGAGCCACACAGGUGUCGGGUCAGGCGCACACUGAUGACAUCACAAGCAGCCAUGAUAUGAGUUGUUGGGUCACUUCCUGCUGUGCUCAAACGCCACCACGGUCACCUGAUUCUGGCGUCGACCAAUGGCAGCGGCUCUCUAACACACACACACACACACACACACACACACACACACACACACACACACCCCCCAAUACGAAGACCAAGGCCUGCCCCCUGCAGCCCCCCCCCCCGCCCCCCCGCAGGCUCGUUCCCCCAUCUGACACUAAGCGUAAGCUGCUCUCCAGGUUAUAUGUACAUAUGUUGUACUUUUAUUAGCUAGAGCAUUAUAGUAUGAAAGUCAUAUUUUGUACAGAUGUUCAUGUAUGUACAGAACGAAAAUAAAGUCAAAAACAAAAGACGUCACAGGCAAUGAAGUUUCUGAUUUCAAUGUGGUGUGGGGCAAAAUAUCAGAAAUAAUGCGUUCAACAGCACAACAUGGGCAAAAUAUCAGAAAUGCUGCGUUCAACAGCACAACAGGGGCAAAAUAUCAGAAAUGCUGCGUUCAACAGCACAACAGGGGCAAAAUAUCAGAAAUGCUGCGUUCAACACUCAAACAGCCAGAAUUGCACUCCCCACAUCUACAUUUGGGAUUUAAAAAGCACAAAAACACUUCCAUGAUCACUUCCAACACACACACUUCUCCACACACAUGUUUACAUAAACACUUCCAUGAUCACUUCAACACACACACUUCUCCACACACACGUUUACAUAAACACUUCCAUGAUCACUUCAACACACACUUCAACACACACAUGUUUACAUAAACACUUCCAUGAUCACUUCAACACACACUUCUCCACACACAUGUUUACAUAAACACUUCCAUGAUCACUUCAACACACACACUUCUCCACACACAUGUUUACAUAAACACGUCCAUGAUCACUUCAACACACACUUCUCCACACACGUUUACAUAAACUGAUGCUAACUGAUGCUCGUGUGCAACACGGAUCACUUUGGUCAGACAGGUGAUGUGGGUGUGAAGACGGAACUUGUAUGAACGGGAAAAGAAAAGUGUGUGUGUGUGUGUGUGUGUGUAUGUCCUUUCAGUCUCCUGACCCCUUCUGCUCUAGCUGUGUACUGACACCUGCCCAUGUACACUAGUACACACACACACACACACUACUGUACACCUGCCCAUGUAGUACACACACACACACUACUGUACACCUGCCCAUGUAACACACACACACACACACACACAC
This is a messenger RNA of Sardina pilchardus (European sardine), 6055 nucleotides long. RefSeq names its product protein phosphatase 2, regulatory subunit B', delta (gene ppp2r5d). Gene Ontology annotation, biological process: signal transduction; protein dephosphorylation. Gene Ontology annotation, cellular component: protein phosphatase type 2A complex; nucleus; cytosol. Gene Ontology annotation, molecular function: protein phosphatase activator activity. Lineage: Eukaryota; Metazoa; Chordata; Actinopteri; Clupeiformes; Clupeidae. The record is from RefSeq and is a predicted model, not a curated record. The transcript has 17 exons. The coding region runs from base 230 to 2044 and encodes 604 amino acids.